UGCUUUGGUGGCUAGGUUAUCACAAGGAAUUUCGCUGACCCAGCAGGCGACCUGACCGCCCAUGGUGGUGUUCUUUCUUCAUCGUCAUUUCUUCUAGUUUGAGACACUAGUCACUUGUGUAAGGCGUCCCACGAGUAGCCUACUCCAGCUCGAGUAUAAAUAGCCACGACUCUAAUCAAAUCUGUAAAACGGUCACUUCUUUGCGAAGUUGUCCAGCUAGCUCCCACAGGGCUCUUCUCUCAUCGCUCCCUUUUGAGUGCAUUACUCGCGCACCCGCGUUCUCCCGUAGCUAGCCGAGCACGUCCAGGCUGCAACUAACACGUUCGCGCCUCGCCUCGCCGUCCGCUCGCGCAACUCGUCAUGGCGCGGCUCACAGCCAUCCUCGCCGCGUGCUUGCUCGUGUGCGCGCUCCACGCAGGGUUUGCCGAGGCACAGCAACUGCAAGGGAAGCUGUACGAGGUUGGGUCCGGUCUACUGCGGUACUUCAGCCCGUGGAACCAGGGCGUGGCGGGGUGGAUUCCGCCAAAGAACAUCAAGCCGGGCGACAUCAUCCUGUUCCGGUGGCUGGGGCGGCACGACGUGCGGCAGUUCCCCACCAUCAUCGGGUACAGCACGUGCAGCUUCUUCCUCGCCAAGGUGCUGCAGCCCGGCUCCUACUUCGGCUUCUACCGCUACGUCGUCAAGCCCACGGACAAGGGCUCCACGCUCUACUUCGGCAGCAGCAUCGGCGACGACUGCCAGCGCGACAUGAAGGUCGCCAUUCCCAUACCCUAGGGCGAAACGAGGGGCGUGGUAACCAGUUUCUUGGCGAAAUGGAGCCUGCAUGAAGCAGCGUCGUCUGUGCGGGACGCUGAAAUGUGAUCGAUACAAGCUUACUACGAUUUAGGGGUUAGGGUAGCAGGGGUAACUGGGUUAGGUAACCAUUGUGGUAGCGGUACACCUGUGUGUACCCAAACAGUUGGGGGCUCAAUUGUAACUGCAUGGAGCACACCGCUUGUGCUUCCACUCCAUACAUACCCUCCUCUCUCUUUGGAAC
Messenger RNA from Closterium sp. NIES-67, 1036 nucleotides. The record is from the annotation of a GenBank genome assembly. Lineage: Eukaryota; Viridiplantae; Streptophyta; Zygnematophyceae; Desmidiales; Closteriaceae.